Molecule: messenger RNA, 1353 nt
Organism: Letharia lupina
Lineage: Eukaryota; Fungi; Ascomycota; Lecanoromycetes; Lecanorales; Parmeliaceae
Exons: 5
Coding region: 1-1353 (450 amino acids)
Biological process (GO): regulation of intracellular pH
Cellular component (GO): membrane; vacuole
Source: RefSeq, a predicted model, not a curated record
AUGAAUCCAGCACCCAUCCCUCAGGAGAUGGGCGGCUUUACCGAGGGCGGUCUCACCCAUCAGGAAUGGGGGGCGGAACCCCGAGUCUGUUCAGCAUUUUGGCUCUUUGGUCUCAUCAACAAUGUCCUCUAUGUCAUCAUCCUCUCCGCCGCCCUUGAUCUCGUCGGUCCGUCGGUACCCAAGGCGGUUGUCCUCCUGUGCGAUGUCAUACCCUCCUUCCUCAUGAAGCUAUGCGCGCCCUACUUCAUCCACGCAAUAUCAUACCCCAUUCGAGUCCUCCUCUUUUCCGUGUUUUCUGCCGUUGGCAUGCUUCUGAUAGCGCUUACACCACCAUACACCGAUGGAGGAACCAUAACAACAAAGAUGGCCGGGGUCGUGCUGGCUUCGAUGAGCAGUGGUGGGGGCGAACUGAGCUUCAUAAGUCUGACGCACUUCUACGGCCCCUUCAGUCUCGCCUCUUGGGGGAGCGGUACCGGUGGUGCUGGGCUCAUUGGUGCUGGGGCAUAUGCCUUAGCCACCACAACCUUGGGCCUAAGUAGCAAGCAUACAAUCUUUGCGUCGGCCUUUCUCCCGCUCAUCAUGCUCGUCAGCUUCUUCAUUAUCCUUCCGAGGGAGCCAUUGAUCCGGCAAGCAGCCACAGUUUCGAGUAGAUCGGAACUUCCACAUGCCACUGGAGAUGAAGACGACGAAGGUUCGGAUCCUCGCGAGACUCAGGAAGAUGAGGGGUUGCUCCCACAAUCGUCAAAUUUGACCGGCGCAAACUCAUUGAGAAUGUCCAAAAACCAGUCAUGGGGAGCAGCAUUUCUCCAAAAUCUGCGGCGCUCGCGCUCUUUGUUCUUUCCGUAUAUGCUGCCACUCCUCCUGGUCUACAUCGCCGAAUAUACCAUAAAUCAAGGGGUUGCACCCACCCUUCUAUUCCCUCUGAAAGACAGUCCGUUCAGACACUACCGUGCCUUCUAUCCAACCUACAACGCUAUAUACCAAUCCGGCGUCUUCAUCUCUCGUUCCUCAACCCCUUUCCUUCGCAUACACAAUCUCUACCUACCAUCCCUACUGCAGUGCCUAAACCUAGCGAUUUUAAUACUGCAAGCAUUGUUCGGCUUCAUACCCACUGUUUGGAUUGUUUUCGCAAUCGUGUUCUGGGAGGGUCUGCUUGGUGGCGCGGUUUAUGUAAACACGUUUGCUGAGAUCAGCGAUCGAGUCGCUAAAGACGAGCGGGAGUUCUCUUUAGGUGCAGUCACGGUUAGUGAUAGCGGUGGGGUUUGUAUAGCGGGCUUCAUCGGCAUGGCUUUGGAGGUGGGAUUGUGCAGAUGGCAGGUCAGCCAUGGGAAGGAUUGGUGUCAGCAACUUUGA